AGAAAACACCGAGCCUUUGAUUCUUAAACCUUAACGCCAUGUGUAUGUAAACAUCGUGCUGGACUUUUGUAUGUUUCUUCUCCCUUGAUCCCCUGCAACAUGUAUGGUACGGCGACACGCCUCCCUCCAUCUGUUAAAACUCUCUGCCCACGUGCCCAUUCACGUGUUCUCUUUGUAAAUCAUCGUCGAAUCCUCUCCGUUUCCGUCUCCAAAAACCUUUCUUUGCCCAUAAAAUCUCCUGCUUUCCCCUGGAAAACUCAUUGCGUGGUUAAAGGAGAGAGAUUUAGAGUUUCAAAAGAAGGGUCUUUACAGGAGCUGGAUGAUGACGCCCCUGUGUCGGUUGAGCUUGCUCCUAUCAGUAGCGAGACCCAGUUCGAUCGGGUCAUAGCUGAGGCUCAACAGCUUGAAGAAUCUGUUAUUAUUGUCUGGAUGGCAACAUGGUGCAGAAAAUGUAUAUACCUCAAACCAAAAUUAGAAAAGUUGGCAGCUGAUUACUAUCCACGACUGCGGUUCUACUAUGUAGAUGUCAACACUGUUCCACACAGGCUUGUCGCUCACGCUGGAGUCACGAAAAUGCCAACUGUUCAGCUAUGGAAGGAUGGCAAGAAACAGGAUGAAGUCAUUGGUGGCCAUAAAGCAUACUUAGUUAUUAAUGAAGUUCGCCAAAUGAUUGAAAACCAGAGUACCAUAUAAUUAAUGGUAUGAAUGACUUUUUUGUUUUUUUAAAUUACCUUGUCUGUUUUUCGGCUUCGUUUUGCCGAAAUCUUUCUUUUGUAGUUAUUUUCCCAGAUGAAGAAUCAGGGAAGCUUCUGGCACAACUGAACUUGGCACUUGUUUCUGCCAAAUUCUCAAUGUACAAUUCCUCAUUACACUAUGUAAUAAACAAAGGAAAGUGAAAAUUUAUUCAGAAUAAAUAUUUUUUCAAGAGUUAGAACCAAA
Molecule: messenger RNA, 939 nt
Organism: Mangifera indica (mango)
Lineage: Eukaryota; Viridiplantae; Streptophyta; Magnoliopsida; Sapindales; Anacardiaceae
Product: thioredoxin-like 3-2, chloroplastic
Exons: 5
Coding region: 100-693 (197 amino acids)
Cellular component (GO): chloroplast stroma
Source: RefSeq, a predicted model, not a curated record